CUUCAAUAAAUUAACAACUUCACCCACUUUCUCUUUCGACUUCAUUCUCCUCUCUUCAUUGAUUCAACCAGUCAGGAGUCUGUUUACUGGUGGAGUUUCAAGCCCAUGCUGAAUCUUAACCACGACGUUGUUCCAUCGGAGAUGGUUACUGAGAAUUUUCUGAAUCUUCCAGCGAACAGAAUGGAAACCGCUGGAUGUUUCAACUCGUCCCCCGUCGUUAAUGGCGAUCCUUCCGCCAGCACCACCAACGUCGACGAGGUUUUCCCGUUCACUUUCGGUAAAAAUUCCGCGGUUCAAGAAAGCUCAACGGUGAAAUCACUUUCUAUUUCCGAUGACCACCGCGACCAGACGAUGGAGCUCUUCCCGUUAACGGACGGAUUAAAUUCUAUUUCCGAUGACCACCGCGACCAGACGAUGGAGUUCUUCCCGUUAACCGAAGGAUUAAAUUCUAGUUCGAGUACUCAGAAGCAGUGGCCGGGGGUUUCUCCAUCGGAAUUCAAACAUGGAGACGGCGGCGCACCGGCGCAGCCACAGGAUCAGGCGAUGAGGAAAAACAGACGCGGUCCAAGGCCUCGAAGUUCGCAGUAUCGUGGCGUUACGUAUUAUCGUAGAACCGGGAGAUGGGAAUCGCAUAUUUGGGACUGCGGGAAACAGGUUUAUUUGGGCGGUUUCGAUACUGCUCAUGCUGCCGCCAGAGCAUAUGAUAAAGCGGCGAUCAAGUUUCGGGGGGUCGACGCAGAUAUCAAUUUCAGUGUCAGAACUUAUGAAGAAGAUAUCAAACAGAUGAGUAAUAUCACUAAGGAAGAGCUUAUUCAUAAUCUUCGUCGCCGUAGCAAUGGAUUUACAAGAGGGAGCUCCAAGUACAGAGGAGUUACCUUGCAUAAAUGUGGUCGAUGGGAAGCUCGGAUGGGCCAGUUCUUAGGCAGAAAGUACAUGUAUCUUGGUCUCUUUGAUAGUGAGAUUGAAGCUGCAAGGGCCUAUGACAUAGCUGCCUUAAGAUGCAAUGGUAAAGAGGCUGUAACAAACUUUGAUCCAAGUUCUUAUAUGUCAGAGAUGGCUGCAGAGACUGACACAGGAGAGGACAACCAGAGUCUUGACCUGAGUUUGCGAAUUGCUCCCCCCAAUCAUUCUGACCCUCAAAGUGAGAGCAUUCGCAUGUUUGGUAAUGGUUGUCAUCUCAGCUCACCCGACGUCGUCGUUGAUGGUAGAACGACGCUUGACAACUCUGUUUCGGCAGCAAUUGGAUCUUCUCAGCCAUAUGGCUAUGCUGUGCCUUCAAAUUCCUGUUUCUAUACCAUCUCCAGGGACAGAGCAGCAGAGACGAGAAUGGGGGAGUGGCAAAUCCAUGGCCACUCAAAUGGAUUAACCUCUGUGCCAUUCUUCUCUGCUGCAGCAUCAUCAGGAUUCCUUUCUUCUUCUUCUUCUUCUUCUUCUUCUUCUUCUUCUUCUGCCAUUUCAUCCUCUGCUGUUGGUGAAAUCCAUUUCUCAGCUAUUUUCCAUCACCAUGACAGCAACUUAUCCAACUUCUACUGUAGGAAUUGAACUGGAAAUCCCUUGGGGGAA
Messenger RNA from Cucurbita moschata (crookneck pumpkin), 1563 nucleotides. Its product is annotated as floral homeotic protein APETALA 2-like. Gene Ontology annotation, biological process: regulation of DNA-templated transcription. The coding region runs from base 106 to 1542 and encodes 478 amino acids. NCBI's taxonomy places the organism in Eukaryota, Viridiplantae, Streptophyta, Magnoliopsida, Cucurbitales, Cucurbitaceae. The record is from RefSeq and is a predicted model, not a curated record. Gene Ontology annotation, molecular function: DNA-binding transcription factor activity; DNA binding. The transcript is spliced from 11 exons.